UGGAACACGGGCCUUAGUGUUGGAUAGCAUGGGAAAACGUGUCGAACGCUAUAUUAUCGCUAUUUAUACCUACCUUUCAACUGAGUGCUCAAAAUGGCCAGUGUCAUCGUCAAUUAUGCCCUUGGUUUGCUACUUUGUUUAGCUGUUCUUUACAAACACGUUAGUGCAUUAGACAAGGAAAAACUCCAGCUCGACGGGGAUAUAAUUUUUGGCGGACUUUUUCCUAUGCAUGAAAAAGGCCAACAAGGUAAUAGUUGUGGUAAAAUUAAAAAGGAAAAAGGUAUACAGCGUUUAGAAGCUAUGUUGUUCGCCGUUGAUAAAAUUAAUAAAGAUGAAAAUCUGUUACCCGGCCUUGAUCUUGGUUUGCACGUGCUGGAUACCUGUAGUUCGGACACUUACGCGCUCGAACAGUGCAUGGAUUUCAUCAAGGCACAAUUGACUACUAUUGACAUCACGGACUACCAUUGUGAUAAUGGAAGUACCCCGCAAUAUACACCGGUCAAACCGGUGGCCGGAGUGAUAGGGGCAGCGUCCAGCACUGUGUCCAUCAUGGUCGCUAACAUCUUGAGGUUGUUUAAGAUUCCACAGAUAAGUUACGCCUCGACGAGCAUCGACCUAAGCGAUAAGUCCCGAUUUGAAUACUUCUCGAGGGUGGUUCCUCCCGACUCCUUCCAAGCCCAGGCGAUGGUUGAUAUCGCGAAGUCAUUCGGCUGGACCUAUGUCAGCACCCUGGCUGACGAGGGUAACUACGGCGCAAAAGGCAUAGGAGCUUUCGCUGAGAUCUCCAAACAUCACGAUAUUUGUAUUGCCCAGCGACUGUCUAUUUCUCGUGACUCUACAGACGACGAUUUCGACAACACAGUGAUGAAGUUGAUUGGAAAUGACCGAGCAAAAGCCGUAGUAAUGUUUGUCAACGAAGACAAUUCCAAGCGCCUUCUCCGGGCGUUAAUGCGCUCAAACCGAUCCGAUACUCUGUGGUUCCUAGCUAGCGAUAGCUGGGGCGCCAAGGUACAUCCGGUUUUUGGACAGGAAGUAGCGGCUGUGGAUGCCGUUACCAUUCUUCCUAAGCGACACGUUAUAGAAGAGUUCGACGAGUACUUUCUGAACCUCUCUCCCGAACACAACACCCAAAACCCGUGGUUUGCAGAAUACUGGGAGACAAUUUUCAACUGUAGCAUCAGUCGAAAAGCAAAGACUAGAAAACGGUGCUCUGGUAAGGAGAACCUAAGGAGCCUCAGUGUUGGGUACGAACAGGAGGGACUGGUACAAUUUGUUAUAGACUCUGUGUACGCCUUAGCUCACGCUCUACACGAACUACUGGCAGAUAAAUGUAAGGGACAGUACAGACACUGUAACCUGUCGGGCAAGGAAAUCCUCGCCUACAUCAGAAAUGUCACUUUCGCAGGUAUCAGUGGUGACACUGUCCGUUUCAACGAGAAGGGAGACGGUCUAGGGAAGUAUGAUAUCUACCAGUACCAGGCCAGAGAUGAUGGACGGUAUGAGUAUGUCUUGAUCGGAGAUUGGACAGACAGUCUACGACUCAACACCAGCCUAAUAAAGUGGAGUAAGGAAACGGGUGAACUUCCGAAGUCCGUGUGCAGUGACCCGUGUCCGUUCGGUUCCACCAAACUGGAAAAGGGCGAGAGCUGUUGUUGGGCUUGCAUUCAAUGUGCGGAUAAUGAAUAUCUAGAGGAUGAAUUCACAUGCACGGAAUGUGCGGAGGGAUAUCAUCCAAAUGUGAAUAAGUCCAUGUGCGUCCCACUUCCGGUAUUGCAUCUCGAAUGGGACAGUCUAUGGGUUAUACUUCCGAUUGUGUUUUCGAGUUUUGGGAUCGUGUGCACAGUGUUAGUGGUGGUUGUGUUUAUUCGUUACAAUUCCACACCUGUUAUCAUGGCUUCUGGGCGGGAGCUUUGCUAUGUUCUCCUCAUAGGCAUUUCCAUGGCUUACGGAACAUCCUUGAUCAUGCUGAUUCGGCCUUCAAUAAUCCUGUGUACUCUGCGCAGACUUGGAUUAGGGGUGUCACUCUGUCUUAUAUAUGCCGCAAUGUUGACCAAAACAAACCGGAUAUAUCGAAUUUUUAACAACGGGAUUAAAGCAAUGGUCAAGCGGCCUUCAUACACUAGUCCUAGAUCGCAGAUUUUUAUAUGUAUGAGCAUGGUGUCUGUGCAGAUCGUAGGAGGCCUCACGUGGCUCGGUUUUGAACAGCCGGACACUAUGUAUGUAUUUCAGCAAAGUACCUUUCUAGUCCUCAAGUGUCGUGCAAGCCAAAUUGCCAUCAUCGUGUCUCUGAUGUAUAACAUACUCUUAAUCAUCAUCUGUACUGUGUACGGGAUUAAAACACGCAAGAUCCCACAAAACUAUAACGAGGCAAAGUGUAUAGCAUUUACUAUGUACAGCACUUGCAUCGUUUGGCUUGCCUUCAUCCCCAUCUACUUUGGGGCAAGUAGUGACUUCAAGAUUGAAGUUACCUCCCUUUGUAUGUGUGUUAGCAUUAGUGCCACAGUCGCACUGGUGUGCUUGUUUGCACCGAAAAUGUACAUAGUGUUGCUCCAGCCCCAUAAGAACGUCCGUAAGGGGGCGUCCUGUGCCAGCAACAAACCUUCAAUGUCAUCACGCCCCUGUUAUGACCGCCAAAAUUCAUUCGGAAGCUUUCCACUUCCACUUCCGAAUGGUGGGAUGUUUACCAACCCGGUUCCGGUGGCUCCUCCAAACACGCAAAUGACGCAGACAACCUUCAAUGAUGUAUUCAACGAUAGCUUCGAUGAUUUAUCAUGUGAUGAAAUAACAGCGAUGAAUAACAAUGAAGAACAACAAAUGGAAGCGGAUAUUUAAUAAAAGGUGUCAGAACCUAUAUCUAGUCAUCACUAUCAUUGUUCCUUGGAUAUCGUCAAAUUCCUCAAGUAGUCAUUUUGUAUAUAACGCUUUAUUGUCGUCUGUAUUGACCCUUGUUGUCUUUAUCAUACACAUACUGAACUCCCCGUUAACUUGAACAUUGUGUAGGAAAUUAAAAAGAAACUUGAAAAUGCGUGCGUGUCUGGUGCACUGAAUGUGGUAUCUCUGAUGUCUUAUUGUAUAUUGAUGUGGCGAGUUGUUACCGAUAUCUCCUAAAUAAACAGUAGCUAGCAUGUGUUGACCACUAUUUUGUUUGUAAUAUUUAAGUUUCUAAAAACUGUUACAAUGUUACUGUGUGGUAACCUGAUAUUACGUGAACGUAAGUUUAUAUGGCUGAGCAAACCUAUGUUGAUGUUUUUACUCGAGAUAUCUCACAGUGACACUGUUACCGGUUAAUUCGAAGAAGUAUUUUCUAUUUUUGUAAUAUGCAUUAUUUAACUUUGUUUCAUUAUAAUCAUAAAAAAACCUUAAGUAACAUGAGUAACACUCGUGACUUAGUGUUCGACUGGUGUACUAUACAUGAGUAUGGUAAGGUGUGUACGAAAGUGUAGUUACGAUGUUUCGUGUGUUAGUGGGACAACACUGUUUAUAACAGUUACACUUUAAACGAUAUCAUCAUCUUGCAUUGUACGAACGUGUUUUUAAGUUCCCAACGAAGACAUUGUUGAUGUGUUAGAUUGAUAUUUUUAGUUAUGAAAUUUGAGAGAGAAAAAAACCUGCUAAACGUUUAUCUCGUGAAGCAAACUGCGCUAUCACAUGUAUGUUAUUGAUUGUUUGACGCAUGAAAUAUAUUGUCUUGUAUAAUUCUUGAAAUAAAAGGAGUGAGUAAGUGUAUCAAUUACAGGCAACUCACACAAAUGUGAGUGUUCUUAACAUACAUUGCAUAUCAAACGUUCAAACCAUUCCCUACGACACCAUUUGUAUCCAUAAUGCAUUGUCUUGAGUGUCAAAAGGCAGAAAAAAACUUAAGUUAUCAGCCUGACUGCAUGAAUACCCCGUUGUACGGUCAAACGCUAAUUUGCUGUGUAAUUGAUGACAAAAUAUUAAUAUGUAUUCACCAAAGGUUCGUUUGAUUGACAUGCUAUCCAUUCAUUAUCUAAAUAUGUAUGUGUCUAAUGUUUUAUCGUGGCAUUGAAGAGUGAUACUUAUGAGUAACUUGCUGUUAUUUCCGCUGGCAAAAACAUUUUUCAAAACCAUUUUCACUAGGAAUUCUUAACCUCCAGGGAUUAGUCCUAGGAUAAUGGAUUCCUCAUAUCAACUUCAAAUAAGAAUAGUCAUGUUAGAUAACCAUGUUAUAAUGACCAAAACACAAUCAAUUUCCGUUGUAAAAAACAUAAUAAUGUUGUAUACAUGUUUAUUUUUCUCUUUUCUUUAGCUUCACUACAUGUUGACGAUUUUGAUAAUUGUGUCCAGCAAAUUGUGUAUAUAAUCACUUUCUAUGUGUAUCAGUAGAAAUUACAGUUAGCAUAUGUCAUAUUGCACAAAAUGUUUUCGAUUAUCAAAAAGGUUACACUUGCUGAUAUAAGUGAUAAAUGCUGUAUCUUAUUGUAUUUUAGUGAGAAUCAAUUCAGUGUUGUGAUGCAUGAUCCAUGUAAUAUAUGCGUGUAUAUAUAUAUAUAUAUAUAUAUGUGUGUAUCAACAAAUACUGUGAAGUCAUUGACACUGUGACGUC
This is a messenger RNA of Mizuhopecten yessoensis (Yesso scallop), 4564 nucleotides long. RefSeq names its product metabotropic glutamate receptor 8-like. Gene Ontology annotation, biological process: regulation of synaptic transmission, glutamatergic; G protein-coupled glutamate receptor signaling pathway. Gene Ontology annotation, molecular function: adenylate cyclase inhibiting G protein-coupled glutamate receptor activity. Gene Ontology annotation, cellular component: membrane. The record is from RefSeq and is a predicted model, not a curated record. The transcript has 8 exons. NCBI's taxonomy places the organism in Eukaryota, Metazoa, Mollusca, Bivalvia, Pectinida, Pectinidae. The coding region runs from base 94 to 2832 and encodes 912 amino acids.